Molecule: messenger RNA, 2172 nt
Organism: Neltuma alba
Lineage: Eukaryota; Viridiplantae; Streptophyta; Magnoliopsida; Fabales; Fabaceae
Product: nucleobase-ascorbate transporter 6
Exons: 15
Coding region: 342-1937 (531 amino acids)
Biological process (GO): transmembrane transport
Cellular component (GO): membrane
Molecular function (GO): transmembrane transporter activity
Source: RefSeq, a predicted model, not a curated record
AGAGGGAAAGAGACACGGAUUGAGCAAUAAGGAGUGAAGGAGCUCUCUUUCUCUCUCUUUUUCUAUCGUCAAGACAGAGAAGCUCCAUUCUUCAUAGAAAGUGCCCUUCUGCUCUUCCUGUUACGCCCCUAUCGUCUCUCCUAGCUCUGGAGUCUGCUUUACUCCUCACGCUCACAGCUCCUGCGUUUCCUUUCUCUCCCCUUUUCUCUCAGCAUUUCCUUUUGGUGUGGUGUGGGGCACCUGCGUUUUUGACUUUAUAGUCCGCCACUUGAUUUUGCUUCUGAAACAUUGCUAAAAGAGUGCGACGCGGUUAGAAAGCACGCUAGUCAGAGAGAAAAAUUAUGGCAGGAGGAGGAGGUCCGGCGAAAGCAGAUGAGCCUCAGCCACAUCCACCGAAGGAUCAGCUGCCCAACAUUUCUUACUGCAUGACGAGUCCUCCCCCAUGGCCUGAGGCCAUAAUUCUUGGUUUUCAACAUUAUCUCGUGAUGCUUGGCACAACUGUGCUCAUUCCUUCUGCUCUUGUUCCACAGAUGGGAGGUGGCAAUGAGGAAAAGGCACAAGUUAUCCAAACACUACUCUUUGUAGCGGGAAUAAACACAUUGCUGCAGACACUGUUUGGAACUCGACUGCCUGCCGUAAUUGGAGGGUCUUACACCUACGUCCCUACCACUAUCUCAAUUAUUCUGGCUGGUCGCUUCAGUGAUGUUGCAGAUCCUAUAGAGAGAUUCAAGAGGAUAAUGCGGGCAAUCCAGGGAGCUCUUAUUGUUGCUUCAACUCUUCAAAUAGUAUUAGGCUUUAGUGGCCUCUGGCGUAAUGUUGCAAGGUUCUUAAGUCCACUUUCUGCAGUUCCUUUGGUAUCCCUUGUUGGUUUUGGGCUGUAUGAGUUAGGUUUUCCCGGGGUUGCUAAAUGUGUGGAGAUUGGAUUGCCAGAGCUUAUAUUGCUAGUAUUUGUUUCACAGUACAUUCCCCAUGUGCUCCAUUCAGGAAAACAUAUCUUUGACCGUUUUUCUGUUAUAUUUACAAUUGCAAUUGUGUGGAUAUAUGCUCAUCUACUCACUGUUGGAGGCGCCUAUAACCAUGCUGCACCAAAAACACAGGCUACCUGCCGCACUGAUCGUUCUGGACUUAUAGAUGGCGCCCCUUGGAUAAGAAUUCCAUAUCCCUUUCAAUGGGGAGCGCCUUCAUUUGAUGCUGGCGAAGCCUUUGCCAUGAUGAUGGCAUCCUUUGUUUCUCUCGUAGAGUCUAGUGGAGCUUUUAUUGCUGUAUAUCGGUAUGCAAGUGCAACUCCAUUACCGCCAUCUGUUCUCAGUCGGGGUAUUGGUUGGCAGGGAGUUGGCAUACUGUUAUCAGGGUUGUUUGGAACUGUCAAUGGAUCCUCUGUAUCUGUCGAAAAUGCAGGUCUACUGGCUUUGACUCGUGUUGGCAGUCGAAGAGUUGUGCAAAUAUCUGCUGGAUUCAUGAUUUUCUUUUCAAUUCUUGGGAAAUUUGGAGCAGUUUUUGCUUCCAUCCCACCGCCCAUUUUUGCUGCGCUAUACUGCUUAUUCUUUGCUUACGUUGGUGCGGGAGGCCUUAGUUUUCUUCAGUUCUGCAACCUCAACAGCUUCAGAACAAAAUUCAUAUUAGGCUUCUCUAUCUUCUUGGGGUUGUCUGUGCCACAGUACUUCAAUGAGUACACUGCAAUUAAUGGUUUUGGUCCAGUCCACACAGGUGGAAGAUGGUUUAAUGAUAUGGUGAAUGUCCCAUUCCAAUCGAAAGCAUUCGUUGCCGGUGUUGUGGCAUUUUUCCUGGAUAACACUCUUCAUAGGAGAGAUGCAGCUAUUAGGAAAGACAGGGGGAAGCAUUGGUGGGACAAGUUCAAGUCUUUCAAGGGUGACACAAGAAGUGAGGAGUUCUAUUCACUGCCUUUCAAUCUAAACAAAUAUUUCCCAUCUGUGUAAUUUUGUGCUGAGAGCUGAACUUUAAGGCGGUUUCAAAUUGAUGUCGCUUCACCAAGUCUUAAAAGGUCAUUGUUUGAUCUUGCAUUAUCAGAUAGGACCUGGGUACACGCCAUAGCUAAAUGAAUAUUAAGAGUACUGCAAAACCAUUUAUUUUUAUUGCUUUCUUCUAUGUAAAUCUUGAGAGCUGUACUCGUGUUAGUAAUGUGAAAAUUUCCUGUGUCAUUCAUUCGAUUCA